CAGCAGCAGCAGCAGGCACAGACCUUCUCCAGGCGGCUUUUGCUGCAGUACGCUGAUUGCCACUUCAUAGCAUCCGGCAGGAGCCUCAGCAGCAGGCACUUGGAGGAGACUCUGCGUGGGCACUUGUUUAAGGAGUACCUGACUAAACAAUUGGGUUAUUCUUUAACUGCGGGAGAAGUGCCUGUAUUCCCUUCACGCAAGCUCCCUACUGGCUUUCUAUAUCCUUAAUUCAUUGGAGCCGUUUCUCCCUCCGUCUUCCUCCCGUUACUUCUUCUUUUUUUUUUUUUUUUUUUCUUAUUUUUUAUUUAUUUUUUUGAUCGUUAUUCACCCCCCAAAUCUGUGCUGCAUCACUGGCUCUCAUUAUGCUGUGCUCAGUAGCCCAGUGUGUUCUCCGCCUCUGCUAGGCAGUGGCAGCAUGGAUGGUGCUCUUGUGACGACCUCUGCUGAUGCUAUCAGUCCACUGCGGAUAGGCAUGCUGAGUAAUCCUGCUGUAAAUGGGCGAGGACACGGACACACGAAAAAUUAACCACAGCUUUCUUCGAGACCACAACUAUGUGACUGAAGGGAAAGCUAUAAGGAAGCUUGUGCGCAAGGCGACUGUGGUGGCAUCUAGAAUCCUCAGAUAUCCUUGACUGAAUUCAUCUGGUUUUAGCCCUAAAUAUAGUAGACAAGCUGCACUGCUUGCACUGAUAGAUUAUAUCUUCCAAAUGAUAGACCAAGCUGAUAUUAUUUCUACAGUUGAGUUCAACCACACUGGAGAACUGCUGGCUACUGGUGACAAGGGGGGUCGGGUUGUUAUAUUCCAAAGGGAACCUGAGAGUAAAAAUGAGCCUUACAAUCAGGGGGAGUACAAUGUUUACAGCACUUUCCAGAGCCAUGAACCAGAAUUUGAUUAUUUGAAGAGCUUGGAGAUAGAAGAAAAAAUAAACAAGAUCAAGUGGUUACCACAGCAAAAUGCAGCUCACUCGCUUUUAUCAACAAAUGAUAAAACAAUCAAGUUAUGGAAAAUUACUGAAAGAGAUAAGAGACCAGAGGGGUACAACUUAAAAGAUGAAGAAGGAAAACUUAAAGAUCUUUCUACAGUAACAUCACUACAGGUGCCUGUACUGAAACCUAUGGAUUUGAUGGUAGAAGUCACUCCCCGGAGAAUCUUUGCUAAUGGUCACACCUAUCAUGUCAACUCAAUAUCUGUCAACAGUGACUGUGAGACAUACAUGUCAGCAGAUGAUCUCAGGAUUAACCUCUGGCAUUUAGCAAUCACGGAUAGAAGCUUCAACAUUGUAGAUAUAAAGCCAGCCAACAUGGAGGACCUAACAGAAGUGAUUACAGCCUCGGAGUUUCAUCCCCAUCACUGCAAUCUCUUUGUCUACAGCAGCAGCAAAGGCUCCCUGAGACUCUGCGACAUGCGGGCAUCAGCACUCUGUGACAAACAUUCCAAGCUUUAUGAAGAACCAGAAGACCCCAGUAACAGAUCAUUUUUUUCAGAAAUUAUCUCUUCAGUGUCAGAUGUCAAAUUCAGUCACAGCGGUAGAUAUAUGCUAACAAGAGAUUACCUCACUGUCAAGGUUUGGGAUCUGAACAUGGAAACAAAGCCUGUAGAAACAUACCAGGUCCAUGAUUACCUUAGGAGCAAGUUGUGUUCCCUCUAUGAAAAUGACUGCAUCUUUGACAAGUUUGAAUGUGCAUGGAAUGGAUCGGACAGCGUCAUCAUGACAGGUGCAUAUAACAACUUUUUCCGAAUGUUUGACCGAAACACCAAGCGGGAUGUUACCUUGGAGGCAUCCCGAGAGAGCAGCAAACCACGAGCUAUCCUUAAGCCCCGGAGAGUCUGCGUCGGUGGCAAACGGAGGAAAGAUGACAUCAGUGUUGACAGUUUGGACUUUACGAAGAAGAUCUUGCACACGGCGUGGCACCCAACCGAGAACAUCAUUGCUAUAGCAGCGACAAACAAUCUGUACAUAUUUCAGGAUAAAGUGAACUCAGAAAUGCACUAGAUUUAUCAAUAUCCCUCUCUACUUACAAACCAGCCUCUUGAGAAUUGUAGAAGGAUGUGAUCCUCACAAAAAUUGUGGCUUCUGUGGUGGGAUUUGUAGGUUGCAUCCUUUCAUCCCUCCGCCUGUAUCAUUAUUGGUGGCAAGCCAACUAUUUUCCAUCACUGCAACUGUAUAAGUAAAAGGCACGACUGCAAAUCCAGUACUGUGGUCUGUAUCGGUUCCUUUACCAAACAGGGGUAUUUAUUUAUUUGGGGAGCGUUCCUGAGGAGGGCUGAGACUCCUCAACUCCUGACAGUCCUUUUGAGGGUCUCAGUGGUUCACAAGACCACGCUGUUCUGGUGCGCUGCCUGCUUUUGCAGUCCACGGCAUUUACCACAUUGUUAGAGCUUUUUGCUUUAUUUUAUUUUACUUUUUUCAAGUAACAUUUUUCUGUCUUUCAACCAAGCCAAGUCUGUUUGUGAGUCAAUGAACAAAUAGCUGCAUCCCUUUAGGCCACAUGGCACGGUGGAAGGGCCUCCAAAAGUCCUGCUGGUGAAAGGCUGUCCUGUCUCACCUGCCUUGUUCCCUUCUUUACGACAUCUCUUCAGUAUUUAGUCACAUUACUAACUGCGUGCUUUAACUUCCCAAGUGAGUAAGUGACAGAUUGAUAGAGCUAGCCAGCGUAUUUUAAGAAGUUCAUUCUCCAGCAAUCUCUUUGCUCUGUUUAAAACAAUAAUUAGCAUCCUCACCAGGUGGAGGACUAUUUAAGACCUUGGUAUUACUACUCCACGGGGGCUGGCUGUUCAAACACGGCCUGGCAGAGUUAAUACAUAAACCCACACCAUUGUUUGGGGUUUUGGAGUUCUGGAAGUCUUGGCUAAAAAUACCAGUGGAAGCAAAGUUGCAUCACUUCUAGACACCUCAGAAAAUCCCUUGUUUGCUUUUUGCAGCACAAUUGUUUUCAUCCUGGCAUUUGGGGAACACAGACAAUGCCACGAUCUCUGUCACUACAAAAAAAAAAAAGGUACUGUGAGAUGUAGCAUUGCUCAGUGAAUUUUAAAGUUUUUAAGUCCACUGCUAGAUGACAAAGGUAUUUCUGGAAAAACAGGAAAACACAAACCCUCCAAACCAAACCUUCUUCCACGUAAAUACAUUUCUGUGAAAUCUAGCUCUCUAUCACUAUUUCCAAAUGAAUAGUGAUGGAAAUGGCAAGUGAAAGUACAAGGAAUUGAUGUACCUCAUUCGGGAAGUUUAUGGGAAAAGCGUAGUGGGCAGGAAGUCCUCUUCAUCCAGGAGAAAAUUAUCUGCCUCCCUAAUAGCUCUGGCAGAAAAAUUGAUAUCCCAAAGAAUUUCUUCUCAGAUCACGAAUACAAGAGCACAACUGAGAUGACCUGUUUAUCUGCCCAUAUUAAAACUCCUCAGAAAAAAUUAAAAAUAAAAAUCUUUAAGCC
Cygnus olor (mute swan) is the source of this 3424-nucleotide messenger RNA. It is a transcript of the gene PPP2R2C, whose product is annotated as protein phosphatase 2 regulatory subunit Bgamma. The transcript is spliced from 10 exons. Bases 708 to 1994 code for a protein of 428 amino acids. Gene Ontology annotation, biological process: peptidyl-serine dephosphorylation. Lineage: Eukaryota; Metazoa; Chordata; Aves; Anseriformes; Anatidae. Gene Ontology annotation, cellular component: protein phosphatase type 2A complex; cytosol. The record is from RefSeq and is a predicted model, not a curated record. Gene Ontology annotation, molecular function: protein binding; protein phosphatase regulator activity.